GGGGCCCGGACCGGACUGCUGCUCCAAGUGUCGCAGCGCCCCGCGACGCCACGCGACCCUGCACGACGCCGACCACGCAGAGCGUCGCAGAGCGUCGCGGCGCCUCGGAGUGCGUCUGUGUGCGACAGUGUGCGUGCGCGUGUGUGUGUGGCACACUGUGUGCGCGCGAGUGAGUGUGAGAGUGUGUGCCGCCGGCGCUGCACCGCGGCGGGGUUGAGGUUGGGCACCACGGAGUAAAGGCCCUCAGGCCCGCGCUGCCUAUGAGUCCCCCCCGCCCCCAUGUGCGGCCUAGGGUAUAGGACACGGAACAGCCCCUCUCAGAAGACCUCCCUUCGCUGGGGCGACUGCUGCCACUGGGCCGCUCCGACCGCCGCCGCGCCCCCCGCGCCCCCCGCGCAACGAACCGACUGACUCACACAGCGGCGAAGCGGCAGCGCACAUUAGGCUUAGAGAAACAAUAUUAGCUUGUCCUAGGUUUAAAUGAUAUAUAAUUAUUGAGUGAGAGCGAGAGGGCGUGUUUGUUGCUACAGUCAUAAGAAAUAUUGUAAAUCGAUAGAAUCUUGUUGUGUUCAAAGGAUAUAAUUGUUAUUUUUAAAUAAUAUAUAUUAGAGAAGACGAGUUAUUUUUUACGGACUAGUGAAGAAGAAAAAACUGUGAGACCGUGUGAGUGGCAAGUUUGGUGCGAACUCAUCGCAUCGCAUCGCACCGGGGGAUCAUCGUCCUUUUCUCUCACCUCAAGGACCUUCGCGGGUAGCAGAAGCAGCCAUGGAUUUCAACAUCGCGGGCUUCAUCAGCAUCGUGCUCUUCUACAUCCUCAUCCUGGCCGUGGGCAUCUGGGCCGGGCGCAAGAAGGAGGCGGGCAACAACUCGGAGGAUGAGGUCAUGCUGGCGGGCAGGAGCAUCGGCCUGUUCGUCGGCAUCUUCACCAUGACGGCGACCUGGGUCGGCGGGGGCUACAUCAACGGCACGGCCGAGGCCAUCUACAGCCACGGCCUGGUGUGGUGCCAGGCGCCCUUCGGCUACGCCCUCAGCCUCGUCUUCGGCGGGCUGUUCUUCGCAAACCAGAUGCGGGCGCAGGGCUACGUCACCAUGCUGGACCCGCUGCAGGACUCGUUCGGCUCCAGGAUGGGCGGGCUCCUGUUCCUGCCCGCCCUGUGCGGGGAGGUGUUCUGGGCGGCAGGCAUCCUAGCGGCGCUAGGAGCCACGCUCUCCGUCAUCAUCAACAUGGAGCAGUCCACGUCAGUCAUCCUGUCGGCCUGCAUCGCCGUGCUCUACACGCUGUUCGGCGGCCUGUACAGCGUCGCCUACACCGACGUCAUCCAGCUCUUCUGCAUCUUCAUCGGCCUGUGGAUGUGCAUCCCGUUCGCCAUGAUGAACCCCAUCGUGGGCUCCCUGAAGGACGUGGAGCACGACUGGAUCGGGCACGUGGACGGCAAGGACAUCCCCUCGUACAUCGACUACGGGCUGCUGCUCAUCUUCGGCGGCAUCCCCUGGCAGGUGUACUUCCAGCGCGUGCUGUCCAGCAAGACGGCCUCCAGGGCGCAGGUGCUGUCGUACGUGGCGGCCAUCGGCUGCUUCGGCAUGGCCAUCCCCCCGGUCAUGAUCGGCGCCAUCGCCAAGGCCACGCCCUGGAACGAGACCGGGUACAGCGGGCCGUGGCCGCUCACGGAGUCCGAGACGGCCAUGAUCCUGCCCAUGGUGCUGCAGUACCUCACGCCCGACUUCGUGUCCUUCUUCGGGCUGGGGGCCGUGUCCGCGGCCGUCAUGUCGUCUGCGGACUCCUCGGUGCUCUCGGCCAGCUCCAUGUUCGCCCGGAACGUGUACAAGCUCAUCUUCAGGCAGCGGGCUUCCGAAAUGGAAAUCAUCUGGGUGAUGCGAGUAGGCAUCUUAGUGGUCGGCGUGAUGGCGACUGUCAUGGCCCUCACCAUCCCCUCCAUCUACGGAUUGUGGUCCAUGUGCUCCGACUUGGUGUACGUGAUCCUGUUCCCGCAGCUGCUCAUGGUGGUGCACUUCCCGCACCACUGCAACACGUACGGGUCGCUGGUGGCGUACAUCGUGGCGCUGGUGGUGCGGCUGUCGGGCGGCGAGCCCAUCAUGGGCUUCCCCGCCUGGAUCCACUUCCCCGGCUGGGACGAGGAGAACCAGAAGCAGCUGUUCCCGUUCCGCACCUUGGCCAUGCUGCUGUCCCUCCUCACGCUGUACAGCGUCACCCGCCUGUCCAAGUGGCUGUUCGAGGAAGGCCGCCUGGCGCCGGGCUACGACCUGUUCAAGUGCGUGGUCAACAUCCCGGAGGACGCGCAGCGCGUGGGCGAGCCGCUGGAGGGCGAGCUGUCCAUGAUGACGACGGGCGCCAUGGGGCAGAUGUACGGCGCCGCCACCAUGGUGGGCCCCGACGAGCGCAACGGCCGCUUCAACCCGGCCCUGGACCUGGACGACGACGGCGACGCCACGGAGCUGGAGAUGCUGCGCAAGGGGUCCCGGGGCGGCGGCGGUCGCGGCAACGUGCCCGGUGGCGUGGUGCCCGCACCGUCCGGGCCGCGCGGCGACACCGGCUUCUAGGCCUUUGCGGCCUGCUUGUAGAUGGAAAAAGCGUCUUCCGAACGACGAGGAAACGCCCACGGGCCGGCCCCCGUGGGUCUGCAAAAAGUACAAAAUGGCUUCGUAAGCUUGAGGGGGUUAUUGUAAACGCACUC
Molecule: messenger RNA, 2693 nt
Organism: Thrips palmi
Lineage: Eukaryota; Metazoa; Arthropoda; Insecta; Thysanoptera; Thripidae
Gene: ChT
Product: high-affinity choline transporter 1
Exons: 11
Coding region: 766-2559 (597 amino acids)
Biological process (GO): choline transport; acetylcholine biosynthetic process; transmembrane transport
Cellular component (GO): plasma membrane
Molecular function (GO): choline:sodium symporter activity
Source: RefSeq, a predicted model, not a curated record